Saccoglossus kowalevskii is the source of this 1243-nucleotide messenger RNA. RefSeq lists its product as uncharacterized. Lineage: Eukaryota; Metazoa; Hemichordata; Enteropneusta; Harrimaniidae. The record is from RefSeq and is a predicted model, not a curated record. Gene Ontology annotation, biological process: regulation of transcription by RNA polymerase II. Gene Ontology annotation, molecular function: RNA polymerase II cis-regulatory region sequence-specific DNA binding; DNA-binding transcription factor activity, RNA polymerase II-specific. Gene Ontology annotation, cellular component: nucleus.
GUCAAUGAAGUCAUCAUGCUUGUCAACACACACGUUUGACUGAGGGAAACUGUGAAUCUGGCCGAUUUCUGUGUGAAAUCUUGCACAAAUCAUCGAAUGUAGGAGUCUGAAAAUGUUAAAGUUGGAAGUGAAAGAAGAUUCGGUGAUAUCUCCAAUGAGCAAGUGGCCGAAAGAUAUCGGACAAAAGGAUAAAUCAGGUAAAGAACUGCCCAAGUCUGAAAAUAUUACCAUUCCAGCAAUUAACCAAAAUAUGAAACAAAAUACAGAAAAUACCCACGAGUUAGGUACUCUCAUGCAACAAGAUAACAGUACACCUCAGCUAGGGGGUGAAAAGACCCCUCAGCAAGAUAACAAAAUACCCAGUAGGAUAUCAAGAAGAAAGGGAAAAGUGCCACCCAGAAAGAAACUUAAAACUGAUAUUCCUGAAGAAUCCUCAGAUGAUGAUUCUGAAUGUGGCAGAUUAGCUAUCCAUUUAAAGGAAGAUAUGAACCACAAAGAAAGCACAAUAAUAAAACAGGAGCCAAUGAUUCAAGACGAAAGAUGUUAUGGUAUAAUGCCAACAUCCUCACUAACCAAUGGACCAAAUUAUCGCUCUGUGCAAUCAGAGAAAACUUACACCAAUGAAUUGCCAGACAAGGAAUACUCAGUGGAAACCAAUCAACCUCAGACUACCAGAUUACAGACAACUUAUCCAUUACAGAAUGGUCUAAUAACUCCUAACCUUGUACCAGUGAAUCCCGCUAUCUUACAAGAUGGCCGACAGGUUUUGAUCGCUGCUCUGCCUGGUAACGUGUCUGGUAUAGCUGCAGCUGGAUCUAUUCCGUAUAUUUCGUCAGUGCCUCAGGUAGAAGGAGGAAACCCGCUAAACCUGAUUGCAGCAACUGCAGCACUGGCAUCCAGAGUUCAUGUUGUUGAUUCUCCGCAGAGUGCCGAUGACAGCAUAUCAAAUGAAGAUAUAGAUGAAAAUUCAUGCCUUUCUAAAAAAGAGAGGGCUGAGAAACAACCUGUUCCAGAUGAGCAGAAAGAUCAUCGCUAUUUUGAAAGGAGAAGACGUAACAAUGCUGCAGCAAAACGAUCACGAGAUGCCAGGAGAUUGCGAGAAGAGGAAAUGUCGCUACGAAUCUCACAGUUAGAACAUGAGAAUUCAUUUCUGCGAUCUCAGCUUGCUGCUAUGAGAGAAAAAGCCGAGUCCUUGAGGAAGAAUCUUGUUGUUGAUGACGAUGUCAAUUCUACAACAACGUAA